This is a messenger RNA of Spea bombifrons (plains spadefoot toad), 1163 nucleotides long. RefSeq lists its product as uncharacterized. Gene Ontology annotation, molecular function: nucleic acid binding. The transcript is spliced from 5 exons. Bases 105 to 1163 code for a protein of 352 amino acids. The record is from RefSeq and is a predicted model, not a curated record. Gene Ontology annotation, biological process: DNA integration. NCBI's taxonomy places the organism in Eukaryota, Metazoa, Chordata, Amphibia, Anura, Pelobatidae.
AUUAUGGAGUUCCGUUGCAAAUACAAACGGAUAAUGGGACUCAUUUCACCGGAAAACAGGUGAAGCAAUAUGCCCAGGAUAAUAAUAUCAGUUGGGUAUAUCAUAUGCCCUACUAUCCCCAGGCUGCAGGCUUGGUGGAAAGGAUGAAUGGGUUACUGAAGGGGGCUUUGAAGAAGUUAAAUGGAUCUGAUAAAGAUUUCGGCCAGUGGCGGGAUAAUUUAAGUGCUGCCCUACAGACCCUGAAUAAUAGGCCAAUUACAGAUUCUAUGACGCCCUUAAUGCGAAUGUUGACGCCAAACCUCACUAUACGGAGGACCGAUAUUGUAAAUACGGUAAUUUACUGGAAAACGCAUGAAGAGGCGCGGAUACCUGAACGGGCAACGCCUGAAGCUGCAGGUUUGGAUUUGGGGUCCGUUGAGACACAGUGUCUUCUUCUACUAAGUGGACUCCUUGGCGUCGUUUGGUGGGACGUUGCCGUGGCAGUAACGCCGGGGAUUCCAGUGGAAAUGAGUAAUGAAACUGUGAUGUAUCAUGGCUGGAAGAAAUCAAUAUUCCCAAGGACGCAAGAUAACUUCACAUGUCCAGCUAAUCAAAUAUGUCGAGUGGCCAAUGUCAGUAAUAAGGGGGCUAUACUGUGGUUAGGGCCUCCCGCAGGGAAAGGUUAUGGAGGACCGGUUGGAGGUCACGGACAUCGAUCGAUUUACAUGACCUAUGAGGAGAACCAAUGGUUAAUCGUCUCCUUGGAAGUAAAUAUGAGUUGUUGCAAUUUAACCCAUGAAUGGGUACAUCAGAAUGUGACAGAGCGACUAUUACAGUCAAAGAACUGUACACCAGUGAUUAGUGGCACCUAUAUCAAUGUCUCUACUACGGGGAUGGGGGCGCUAAGCUGCAGAAACGCCUCUGAGAUAACUAACCGAACUUAUUAUAUUUUCCAGGGUGGAGCAUUCUAUUUCCUGGAGCAUGUAACAGCAGAUCCUACCUCUUGGUACUAUUUUUUCCAGAAAAUCUUGGAUCCAACCUGGAAAUACAUAGGAGACGGCUGUAAACUUACUAAGGAAACGUGGAAAUUCCUAGAAAAUGCCGGAUUUUCAGAAGUCAAACUGCGUCAUAUCAUUGCGCCUUUCAAAUGGAGCCCGCCUUCUAAAGCACCUGUGCGCCUGUGA